Parastagonospora nodorum SN15 is the source of this 585-nucleotide messenger RNA. RefSeq lists its product as hypothetical. The transcript has a single exon. The record is from RefSeq and is a predicted model, not a curated record. Lineage: Eukaryota; Fungi; Ascomycota; Dothideomycetes; Pleosporales; Phaeosphaeriaceae. Bases 1 to 585 code for a protein of 194 amino acids.
AUGACAGUCUACGCCUCCAAAGCCGCCUUCCAAUCUCUCGGUCUCGAAACCAUCAAGCUGUCAUCCACAAACCUCACGCAAGACUGCUCCAUCUGCCAACAGCCCCUCGCCAUGCACCCGAACCACACCAGCCCGCGCUCCCUCCAGCGCGGCUACCACCCCACCGUACACAUCAACGCCUGCGGCCAUACACACGGCGCUCUCUGUCUCUCCGCCUGGCUCGACGUUGGCAACUCCUGCCCAACCUGCGCGCGCAUCCUCUUCAAAACCAUCAGCGACGCCAUCGCGCAGCAAGAUAUCAAUGACAUCGUGCACACGCUGGGGCCAGAGUACGGCGAGGCGCGCGUUAUGGUAUCAGUUGUGGGGGUUAUGCAGACCCGGGAGCGGGAGCGGGAGGCGUUGAGGCGGAUACACGAGUUCGAGGUUGAUGCGCAGAAGAGGAGGGAUAGGGAGGCUAGGGAUAGAGAGUUUGCGUUGGGGGACGAGGACUUCUUGGAUAGUGAGGAGGAGGACUUUGGGGAUGGGGAGGAUGGGGAGGAUGGGGACGGGGAUUUUGAAGUGUCAGAUGGUAGUGAGAUUUCAUAG